Messenger RNA from Ectocarpus siliculosus, 2799 nucleotides. The record is from the annotation of a GenBank genome assembly. NCBI's taxonomy places the organism in Eukaryota, Phaeophyceae, Ectocarpales, Ectocarpaceae.
AUGACCAACAGCGGACGAAGCAGAGGAGCAAGGGAUGCGAGAGUUCAUCGAUAUGGGGUAACGAAGAAGAGGACAGGAUCCGUAUCGUUGGGCCCGGACCAAACACCGGCGGGGUCCGCUACGACGCGCCAGCAAUCGGCCCCUGCCUCCACGGCCGCACGCUCGCGGUUCAGUCUCUGGCGCCUCCUGUUUCCGUGCAGCGUCACACGAAGAGUCUUCGGCGGAAGCACGGCCGGAAGCAGUGAGGCAGACAGCGAGACAGGAACCGUGCGAGGGGCUGGAAUUUCCGCGAGGCCAGUCAAGCACGGGAAUGGAGCCUCGGGCGGCGAGGGACAACCGUCUAGGAUCGUUGAGCCAAGUCGGGGCAUCGAUGGGAUCGGCGGUGGGGAAGGAGGAGGUGGGGGAGGAGGAGGUGGGGAAGGCUGGGGAGGUGGGGGGAAAGACCGCGGCACUGGCGGCAGACGCGGGCAUGGGAGCAAAGCAUCGCACUCCGGCAGCGGCGGAUUAUGGGCUGAUCCUCGUUCGGGCUCUGCGAGGCGAGCGUCUCCCUCGAUCAGGUACACCACGAGCUCUCAGCCAACAGUCCGGAGGGGUCUUAGCAUGGAGCAGUACACGGACCCUUGGAACGAUUUCCCGCCGAAGGUGGACGCACCGGCAGCCGGAGGUAGCGAUGACUUGGAAUUUGGAAUUAGCAACGAGCCGUGGUCGGCCCACCGUACCUUCUUCGCAGCUGCGGCUAGGGUAAGAUCAGCCAGGCGUUCCGCUCUCAAGGCGUCUCUCAGAAACGACAUGAUGAACGGCAUCGGGUGUGAUUCGCAGGGUGCAGGACCAAGCCAAUCCAGCGCAGCAGGCUUGUCGCUGGCGCCAGUUCUCGGUGUGGGGCGGCGAAACGAUGGACACGAAAGGUUGGAGCGGCCCGUGAUGGACUCGCCGCCAUCGCCGGCCACUUGCGGCAUCGUCCCCGCCCACGGUAGCGAAUACCGGUCUGGGUCCGCCGAUAACGAGAACGCCGGAGGGAGCGGGAUCUACAAGGGUCAUGUCUCUGAUGGUGGCACGGAGGGAACUUUGGAGAAGUCCACAGCUCAGGCGGAAGCGUCCUCGCCGUGGACACCCGCAGCUGUGUCGACCUCAUGCAAGAGCUUCGGUGGAAUCCACCACCAAUCGAACCACCCACAGAGGACAGCUGAAGACCGGGAGUGUUCCCUAGACGGAGAGUGCCGAAGCUACGGAGGCACCAGCCUUUCUACCCGUAGCCCGACCAUGUUGGGUUCACCUCGCAACACCAUUUCAGGACACGACAUGGAUACCGCCGACGACAAGGACGACGUGCAACACGGUGUUCAAGAUCGCAAUGCCGACCUCACGGUAACACCUCCCAGGUCGACGCGAGGCUUCAUGGGAUCAUCAGGCACGAGCAAGACCGAGGUCGCGUACUACCAGCCACCGGUCUCGGAGGGGUACACCGGGGAUGGAGAUGAGGGGGCCUCGACAGACAGUGGGCUGAGCUGGCCAUCGACACCUGGCAUCGAGAACGACGGAGGGAGCGAGUGUUUCAGGGGCAGUGCCUCUGAUGGUGGUAAGGAGGAGGCUUCGAAGGAGUCCACAGCUGGUGUGGAAGCGUCCGCGCCUUCGUCACCAGCAUCGUCGAUCUCGUACAAGAGCAUCGUCGGUGGAAUCCGCCACCAAUCAAACAGGAGAGCGGGAAACGGGAAGCGCCACCUAGACGAAGAAGGUGGAAUCUACGGAAGCGGCGGCCUUGCUGCUCGACCCCGCACCAUGUUCGGUUCCCUGCGCAGCAUUAUUGCCGGAAACGGAAUGGACAUCACCGAUGACGAAGAGGGGGAGCAAGAGGACGACGAACCAUCCUACCAUGGCGACCUCAUCGACCCUGCUCCCACGUUUGAGCGACGCUUCACGGAAUCACCAGUUACGAGCAACAACAUCCCUGCCCCCGCUAGGGCAUACUCGCCUGGGUCCCCUGGCAACGAGAACGAUGGAGGGAGCGGGACUACAAGCGGUGACUUCUACACCUUCGAGCACGCCAGCCGGCCUUCUACGACGUCCGCCUCUUCGUACAGCCGGAGGGGCGACGGAGGCCAACAAGAUUACGACGCGGCCCAGCUUCAGUCCGUGCGGCCUUGCGCCAGGCGAGCACCUCCCGAUGCAGUACAGAACGACAGCCCACCGCCGGGUGCGAAAGAAGGCACAGUGUCGUCGUAUGGUCCACCCAAACCCGGCGACGUGACUUCCGGCGGGUCAAUUGGAAUCGGAGCAUGCUGGUGGGGAGAGAAGGCGCAGCCUACCGCCCGCGCGAAUAUCAGCCCCGUGGUGGAGGUUCCGAGCACCUCGACCUCACGGAGCAAGCGCUCGUGGGAUGACGCGGGUUUGCGGGUCAUUGACCUAUCGGGAUCGUCGGCAACAUCAUGUGGUGGCAGCAGUGCUAAUGGCGGAACAGCGCCUGCCGAUGGUGCGCCGGACAGCGGUACGGUUGAACAGUCUCCGAACGAUGGACUUCCACCAUCGAAGCGUCCGCGGGUGUACUUGGACGACUACGACCUUGUCCAAAGCGGUGGUGCGCCGGAGGCCUGGGAGGAGUCGGCGGCUGGCGUGGGAGGAGCCGCGCCGGCUGAAGUGUCGAACCACGCAGGGAGGAGAGCGGGAGAUGGGGAGGGUUUCCCAGACGGAGGAGGUGGCCGCCUCGCUACGCGAAUGCCCGCCACCUUCAUGUCCCUACGCGACAUCAUAGCCGGAAACUGUACUGGCAGUGAUGACGAGGAAGAAGACCACGACGACCUUUGA